UGUUGGUGGUGCCUCGCGGUGAGCAGUUGGCUUCAAUAUUUGGCUGUCGCAGACAUCGCGCGCUUAGACCGUUAUCCGAUAAAAGGCAGCCAAUCGGGUGAAAUCAACGACAACAGCAACAAAAGCGAACGGGUCGUGUCUUCUUUAAUCAGCGUUCGUCGUUCGCUGUUUCAUCGCACGCCAAAAGUAUACGAAAAUAAGUGAGAAAAUUGUUAAGCAUUUAAUAAUACAAAAUCAAACAAAGCGAAAUGUAAAUGUAAAUGUAAAUAAAUGAGGUCAAACGACAAAACAGAUUCGUGAAUUAUGGCACACACCAGUUUAUAAAUAGCCAAGCGGGCGCUAACCAAGGAAAGAAAAGUAGCAAAACAAAAUCCGAGAAACAAGAACGAAACACACCGAAAGCUCACAGCAUUAAAUUAUCAAAUUUAAUUGAAUUCAAUUUGUGUCAGGUCAAGUGGAUACGCCACGACCCUCUGGCGGUGCAAGUGGUGGCAGUGCCACAAUUAUGACACAGACAAUGCCACAGCAGAUGUGGCACAGACAGAGCCGCCAUAUUUGCUGGCUCAUGGCGGCACUUGUCGUGGCUGGGCUUGCUGCGGGCGAUGCGCUGCCUUUUCUUUACACAAAUACGCGGGCAGCCAUAAAUUGGACGCAACCGCAGCUUGACGAAUGGAAGAUUGAGGCGCAGCCACGAAGCGUAGUGCCGCACGUGCAGUUCAAAUAUCACGCGAAUCGCACCAACAGCGAGCCCGCCGACAGCGAUGCGGAGUUUCUUGAGCGUUUGCGUGCUCUACGCCAGAAUCGUAGCUCGGCACGGAUGUUGUGGUACGAUGCGGCAGCUGGAGACGGACUCACCUACCCCCCCUUUGUGGACAAGGCGCUCAAGCUGUUCAAUCUGAAGCAGGUGGCCUUUGAGAUCGAGAACAGUGUCCUGUCCAAGGUGUCCUGCACGGCGUGCAAGGCGGGAGCUGGUCUACUCCAGCACUACAUCAAGUCCGGCAAGACAGAUGCGGAGCUCAUGAAAAUGAUUGCGCAGUACUGCACGAAUCUGAACAUCCAGAGUCCGCGUGUCUGUGAGGGAGUGGCCCAGCUCUUUGGCAGCGAGGUCAUCUACGUGCUGCAACGCGUCAAUCUCGGCCCCGAUGAACUCUGUAGUUUUAUCAUAGGCGAUGGCUGCGGCGACGUCUACAAUCCGUAUCACGAGUGGGAGGUCAUAUUUCCGCCGGUGCCCAAGCCGCCGCGUCUUGCUGAGCUGCCCAUCCCGCUGGAGGCGGCACCGUUCUUCAAAGUGCUCCACAUCUCCGACACCCACUACGAUCCACAUUACGUCGAGGGGGCCAAUGCGGAUUGCAAUGAGCCGCUUUGCUGCCGCCUGAGCAGCGGUCGACCUGCCAAUCCCAACGCGGCGGCCGGCAAGUGGGGCGACUAUCGGAAAUGCGAUACGCCAAAGCGGACAGUGGAUAAUAUGCUGGCUCACAUAGCCGACACACACAAGGACAUUGACUAUAUACUCUGGACGGGCGACUUGCCACCGCACGAUGUGUGGAAUCAGACAAAGCAGGAGAAUCUCGAGAUUAUCAAGGAGACGGUCAAGCAGAUGACUGAGAAAUUCCCCGGAGUGCCGAUCUUUCCGGCCUUGGGCAACCACGAAAGCGCACCUGUGAACAGCUUUCCACCUCCGUAUGUCAACCAGGUGGACAUCUCCAUCAACUGGCUCUACGACGAGCUCGACGUCCAAUGGCGUCGCUGGCUGCCGCAGAGCGUUUCUCACACGGUCCGUCGCGGCGCCUUCUACUCGGUUCUAGUUCGUCCCGGCUUCCGCAUUAUUUCGCUCAACAUGAACUACUGCAACAACAAGAACUGGUGGCUGCUCCUGAACUCCACUGAUCCCGCUACGGAGUUGCAAUGGUUCAUCUAUGAGCUGCAGAGCGCAGAGUUCUCCAAUGAGAAGGUUCAUGUCAUAGGACACAUUCCACCAGGCCAUUCGGAUUGCUUGAAAGUCUGGUCGCGCAAUUUCUAUAAAAUCAUCUCACGCUAUGAGAGCACCAUUACCGCCCAGUUCUAUGGCCACACCCACUUUGAUGAGUUCGAAAUGUUCUACGAUCCACAUGAUUUGACGCAUCCUAAUAGCAUUGCCUACAUAGGUCCCUCCGUAUCGCCCUACUAUGAUCUGAAUCCAGGAUAUCGCAUUUACUAUGUGGAUGGAGAUCACGACACAACGACUCGCCUCGUCAUCGAUCAUGAAUCGUGGAUAAUGAAUUUGAAGGAGGCCAAUCUGUAUGGCUAUCCGAUCUGGUAUAAGCUAUAUACAGCCAGAGCCGCAUACAAUAUGCAGGCGCUGCGACCCAAUGACUGGGACAAGCUGCUCAACGAUCUGACCGACAAUCAGGAGCUAUUCGAAAUGUACUAUAAGAAUUACUGGAAGAACUCACCGGCGCGGCCAACGUGCGAUGCUGAGUGCAAGAAACGAAUGUUGUGCGACUGCAAAAGCGGACGCUCACACGAUCGUCGGCAUUUCUGUGCAGAUGUCGAGUCGAAAAUAGAUGAGGGCUCCUCCAAAUCGUGGAAGUCCUGGUUCUAUCGAGGACUCACCAAUUCUUACAGCCUGAUUACGUCAAUCACCUACCUGCCCAAGUACCUGCUCGGCUAUGGCUGACCCACUCACUCAGGUCAAGGACGAGUCAACCGCAAAGUCAUAGCACAUCAAAUCAAUGUAAAUUUCAACGCCUACACAAUAAGCUUACUAUGUGAUAAUUAGUACUUAAACUAAGUUAGCAGCAAAUUCUACAUGUAACCCACACACAUAGACUCAUAAGCAACACCUGCCACAGCCCCACUUCAGCCUUUUCUAUAACAUUUUAAAUGAGUCAAUGAACAAUAGUCAUUAAAUUAGUCGCAUUAUCGUCCUCAUCGCCGCCGCCGUCGUCUUUUGUAGUGGGCGUGGCAGUUGUGAAAGUGACCCGCCUAAUUGAUUUGGUUACGUCUUUCGUCUGUUAUAAAGGA
Drosophila hydei is the source of this 3003-nucleotide messenger RNA. Its product is annotated as sphingomyelin phosphodiesterase. Bases 506 to 2656 code for a protein of 716 amino acids. Gene Ontology annotation, cellular component: lysosome. NCBI's taxonomy places the organism in Eukaryota, Metazoa, Arthropoda, Insecta, Diptera, Drosophilidae. Gene Ontology annotation, molecular function: acid sphingomyelin phosphodiesterase activity. The record is from RefSeq and is a predicted model, not a curated record. The transcript is spliced from 8 exons. Gene Ontology annotation, biological process: sphingomyelin catabolic process; ceramide biosynthetic process.